Messenger RNA from Sander lucioperca (pikeperch), 2530 nucleotides. It is a transcript of the gene gcna, whose product is annotated as germ cell nuclear acidic peptidase. Bases 146 to 1984 code for a protein of 612 amino acids. The record is from RefSeq and is a predicted model, not a curated record. Lineage: Eukaryota; Metazoa; Chordata; Actinopteri; Perciformes; Percidae. Gene Ontology annotation, cellular component: nucleus. The transcript has 13 exons.
AAUGUGUUCUUGACAACUUCCGGUGUAACGUAGCACAAGAUUUGAAUUUUCCUUCGCUUGUCUCCCGUCUGCUACAUACUUCUGCCUCUUUUAUUUGCAACAACAGAAACGCGUUUGGUAAUCAUAUCUCAGAGCAGAGGAAACAAUGAAUGAUGAUACCCGCAAAUUAUUUGAAAGAGUUGCUCAAAAGAUGGGAUGGGCUGAUGAGGGAGGACUGGACACAGCUGAAAGAAAGCUGAUGAGUUCAAUUGGCAAAACACGCCAUGCUGCCACAAGCAGUCAUCGAUCUGUGGAUGGGUCAGCCACUCUGGGCCCACCUGCCCUCUCUGACAGCGAAGAUGAUCCAGAGAAGGAGAACCAGUGCUCCAACGGCAACGAUUACAGAAACAAGUCUUUGAUCGAGUCCAGUGAUGAAGACUUUGACCAAUUUCUUGUGGAAAGGGCAACACCGAAAACUAAACCUACCUCACUCAAACCAUGGAGUUCUGCAAAGAAAAACAGUUCCACCGUUCUUGUAAAGAGUUCGGACGAUGACGACGGCUUUGAGACAUUUCUGCAACGAGUGAAAACCCCUAAUGUCAAGCCUAAGAAAAUCUCAGAGAGUGGGAGUGAAGACAGCCUCAAAAACUUCGUAGUGGAUGACUUCUCAUCAGAUGAUGACUUUAUUGAGACAAAACCAUCUUUUAAAGUGCCGAAGAAGAGCAAUACUCCAGCAGCCCAGCAUCCACUGAGGAGACCGCUGGCUCAAUGCGACUCCCCAGUCUUUUUUAGUGACAGUGAUGAUGAUGAUGAUGAUGAUAUUGUGGUCAAGAGCACUUGGAGGAUUCGUCACUCAAAACCUAAGCCCCCGCCAAAGGCUAACAAGUGUGAUGACGAGGACAGCUCACCAUCACUGCCUUUGCCUCCCGUCCCUUCUCCUUUUUCUCUUCGUCCCCACAAAACUCUAACAUCAGUGGCCUCUCCUAAGCCCACUCUUUCAGGACCUUCGAAGCUGGAUGAAUCAGCCAGUUCUGAGGAGGAGUUCACAUCCCUGCUGGAGAGACUGAAGAAGAAAAACAAGUUAACUGGCACUCCAUUCUCACCUAAGCGCACCCACGAAUGCAAUAAGGAGCCUCCUGGGUCAGCUCCUCCUCCUGUAAACAGACUCCCAAAACCAGUCUCUAAAUCAUUAAGCGAAACCCCUCUGCAUGUGAAGACACCAGGAAAAUCCACCAUCUUGAAGCCCACAGUCAGUCAGACAGAGUCUAGACACGGCCCCACAAGCAGGGUAGCAUUGUGUAAGACCCCAGGGUGCUUCUUGCAGUCCUUAUCAAACCCUGGAUCCAGCUAUAGCUGCAAAUUUAAGCAGAACAAGGAAGAACUCACCAGUAGACUUUACCAGCUGUACAAUACCAGUGUGUUUGACAGUAAGCUCCCCAUCAAUAUGUCAGUGACUUGGAAUAAGAAGAUGCGGAAGACAGCCGGUUACUGUAUCACGGGGCAGGAGCGAGGUGGAGGGAGCCGCUAUGCUCGCAUUGAACUGUCGGAGAAAGUCUGUGAUUGUGCAGAUCGUCUCAGGGACACACUGAUUCAUGAGAUGUGUCACGCUGCAACCUGGUUGAUUAACGGUGUAAGGGACGGGCACGGGAACUUCUGGAAGCUGUACGCUCGCAAGUCCACACUGGCGCAUCCUGAGCUGCCCAUGGUCACUCGCUGCCACAGCUACGACAUCAAGUACAAAUUCCAGUACCAAUGCACCCGCUGCAAGAACACGAUCGGGCGUCAUUCCAAGUCACUGGACACGCAAAAGUUUGUGUGUGCCAUCUGCACAGGACAGCUUGUCUUACUGAUGCCUGCCAAGCCGCGUGCUCCCACUCCUUUUGCCAACUUUGUCAAAGAGAAUUUUGGGACUGUACGACAGGAGCUAGCAGGACAAAGCCAUGGGGAAGUGAUGCGUAAACUUAGUGCAGACUUUGCCUCCAAGACUAAACUAAGUCAAAGCUGAGAUCUUGAUGCUCGCUGUACUCAGUCAUGGGCUGAGCUGCACAACCACAGGAGACAUGUUGAAAUACCUCAGUCAACUAGACUUGUAUUAGUAAGCAGCUGUGUUUAUUUUUGUAAUAUUUUUUUAGGCAUUAUAUGUUUUAUUUAGAUAGUGACAGAGAUGAAAGGGGAGAGACCUGCAGCGAAGAGCCCUGGGAUGGAUUCGAACCCGGCCGCUGCGGUCAUUGUGAUCUUUAAUAUUAAAUGUAAUUUCUGUAUUUAUCUGUAUGUGUUUAUAGACUGGAUCUGCUGGAACUCAAAGAAACUGAGCCUAAACAUUAAGUUCACAUCCCUGAGUGUGACAGUGUGCACUGUUUGGUAUGUGUGUAAAUGAGGUGGUGUCAAACAAUAAAAUUCAUACCACCUGUUAUCCCUGGCAUCUAAAGAAUUGGUAUUGUACGGUACAUGUAUGAUUAACUCUGUUUUUUUAAUAUCUGACUGGUUUUAUCUUAUGAGCUCUAUAAAUAAAGUUUAAAUGUGUGACUCGACAUUAAAUGACCACUUGACA